GAAAUGAAGAACCAAUCCUCUGUCACAGAGUUCAUCUUGGUGGGUCUGUCCAGCCUCCCUGAAUACCAGAUGUUCCUCUUUGUGUUAUUCACCUUCAUCUACAUGGCAGCCCUCAUUGGAAACCUCCUCAUCGUCAUCACUAUUACUACCAGCACCAGACUCCACACUCCCAUGUAUUUCUUGCUUAUCAACUUGUCCUUGAUAAACCUUUUAUCCAUCUCAGUGUCCAUUCCCAAAAUGCUACACAACCUUCUGGAGCACAAGAAGACCAUUGCCUUCUUAGGCUGCAUUACACAGAUAUAUCUCUUCACUUGGACUCUGGGAAGUGAAGAUCUGGUCCUUGCUGCCAUGGCUUUUGACCGUUACGUUGCUGUCUGCCACCCUUUGCAUUACACCAUCAUCAUGAGGAAGGAGGUUUGUGUUGAGUUAAUUGCUGGCGUAUGGAUAGCAGGACUGAUCAAUUCUGCAGUCAACACUGGAUUUGUGCUCCAUCUUUCUUUCUGUGACUCGAAUAUCAUCAAUCAUUUCUUUUGUGAAUUGCCAACAGUGCUAAAACUCUCCUGCUCAGACAUCAGCUUCAAUGAAACCCUGGCUUUUCUGGCUGACAUAGUCUUUGGGAUGGGCAGCUGUGUGGUAACUUUAACGUCCUAUUACUUCAUUCUGAGAACUAUCUUGAAGAUUCGCUCCAUAGAAGGCAAGAAGAAAGCCUUCUCCACCUGCUCCUCCCACCUCAUAGUUGUCAUCUUGUACUACUCCACAGCCAUUUACACCUACAUACACCCCUCCUCAGCCUACUCUCCAGACAGAGACAAAGUGAUCACUGUCCUAUAUUCCGUUAUAACUCCAGCGCUAAAUCCUCUCAUAUACUCCCUGAGAAACAAAGAGGUCAAAGAAGGCCUCAGGAAACUGAUAAGAAGACUUGGGCUAUAUCAAAGAGAAUAA
Molecule: messenger RNA, 942 nt
Organism: Mauremys mutica (yellowpond turtle)
Lineage: Eukaryota; Metazoa; Chordata; Testudines; Geoemydidae
Product: olfactory receptor 13G1-like
Exons: 1
Coding region: 4-942 (312 amino acids)
Biological process (GO): G protein-coupled receptor signaling pathway
Cellular component (GO): membrane
Molecular function (GO): G protein-coupled receptor activity; olfactory receptor activity
Source: RefSeq, a predicted model, not a curated record